AUGGCAGAUAUGUCAAUGAAUAUUGUUACUCCGCGAAAGAUGUCUUUCGGUAUCAAUGGGAAAUUAAAUGGCCUAGAAAGCAAAACACCAUUUUUAAUUGGAGUUUCAGGCGGCACUGCAAGUGGAAAAUCAACUGUGUGCAAACGUAUAAUGGAAAAAUUAGGGCAGGUAGAUAUGGACCACAUGCAACGGCAAGUAGUUUGUAUUUCUCAAGACAGCUUUUACCGAGAUUUGUCACCAGCUGAAAAACUUAAAGCUGAGAAAGGUCAAUAUAAUUUUGAUCACCCUGAUGCAUUUGAUAAUGAUUUAAUACUUCAAACGUUACAAGAUAUACUAGCUGGAGUGAAAUGUGAAAUACCAGCCUAUGAUUAUAGAACAAAUAGUUUAAUGAAAGAUCAAAUUACAACAAUUUAUCCUGCUGAUGUAGUUUUAUUCGAAGGCAUUUUAGUGUUUUAUUUCCCUAAAAUACGAGAUUUGUUUCAUAUGAAGUUAUUUGUGGAUACUGAUUCAGAUACCAGAUUAGCUAGAAGAGUACCAAGAGAUAUAAAAGAAAGAGGGAGGGAUUUAGAUUAUGUAUUGAAUCAAUAUAUGAAUUUUGUAAAACCUGCCUUUGAAGAAUUCUGUCUUCCCACUAAGAAAUUUGCUGAUGUUAUUAUACCAAGGGGUGCAGACAAUACAGUGGCAAUAGACCUUAUAGUGCACCACAUCUGGGACAUUUUACGUUUGAAAAAGGCUGAAAACUCAUCCAGGCAGCAUCCAUACAUCUACCAACAUAGGCUGGCAAUAGAUUUGAUAGUACAACAUAUAAGAGACUUCUUAAGCAACAGAGGUAGAAUUACAGUUCAAUCAGAAAGUUCAAUAAAUAAGGCAGAGAAAUUAUCCAAGAGACCACAUUAA
Heterotrigona itama is the source of this 897-nucleotide messenger RNA. The record is from the annotation of a GenBank genome assembly. NCBI's taxonomy places the organism in Eukaryota, Metazoa, Arthropoda, Insecta, Hymenoptera, Apidae.